UCAACAGUUACUGUGAAGAACCGGACACUUUUACUUCAUUCAGUAACUUUAUGAAGACUUUUAUAAAGAGUUCAGUAAAUACAGAGAGAGAACGAGAGCGAGUGGUCAGAUCACAGUCAACGGUCAGAUCACCGUGAGCAGUCAGAUCACAGCGAGACCGGAGAGUUUAAAGAACAGAAACAGUAAACAGGUGUUUAUCUGACAGUAAAGAGGCGGUCAGUGAGACGGUCAGUCCUACAUCGAUGAUGACAUGACGUUGUGGGUGUGAACUGUUCUCAUACACACACACACACUUACGCUCUGUGGUGUUCAGUGAGGACAGAGUGUGUGAGUGUGUGGAGACAAAAGCUGGAGAUCCAGAAGAAGUCAUACUCCAUGAUGUGAUGAGCUUCAUCUCACAGGCCGAUGAGAAGCAGAACUGGGAGGAGGAAGGUGGAACCGCUUCCGUUGUAAUGGCCCCUCCUCCCUCAGUCUCUGAACACACCCCCAUCAGUGCCCCUGUCCAAGAUGUGCCUCCUCCCCCACCUCCCCUGCCAGGCUCAGGCCAGCGGAGGCGCAGGGUACGGAGUUUCUACUGGAAGCCCAUUCCUGAGGAGCGCAUCCAUCAGCGCGGAGAACCCAACCUAUGGACGCUCGGCCGGGCAGCUGGGAAACACAUGUUCCACAUUGAUGUAAAGACCAUUGAGGAGCUGUUCGGACAACAUGAUAAUACACGAUCACCAACGAUGGCCAGCAGGAGGAGCAGCCAGUCACAUGGAUCUGUACAGGAACCCAAAAAAGAGAUUACCAUCCUGGAUUCUAAGAGGAGCAUGAAUGUGGCCAUUUUCCUCAAACGCUUUAAGAAAUCCAACCAAUCCAUCAUAGAAGAUAUUCUCCAUGGUAACAGUGAUGCAUUUGGGCCAGAGCCUCUCAGAGAGCUGCUCAAGCUUCUGCCAGAGUCUGAUGAGGUGGAGAAGCUGCAAGCAUUCGGAGGAGAUCCAUCACAGCUGGCUGUGGCCGACUCCUUCAUGUACCAGCUCACUGCCUUACCCAGGUUUAAAGUACGCAUAGAGUCAAUGCUGCUAAAGGAAGAGUUUGAUCUUCUCUGCUCAUCUCUAAAGAAAGACAUUUCCACCCUUCACUCUGCCGCCAGAGAGUUGCUGAGCUGUGUGGAGCUUCAUUCCAUUCUGCACUUGGUUCUGGAAGCAGGAAACAUCAUGAACGCAGGUGGUUAUGGAGCGAAUGCUGUAGGGUUUAAACUGUCCUCUCUUCUCUCUCUGGCCGACACCAAAGCCAACAAGCCAGGAAUGAACCUGCUGCACUUCGUUGCUUUGGAGGCUCAGAAGAAAGAUGACCAGCUGCUAAUGUUUCCUGAAAGGCUCCUGCACAUUGAAAGGGCAACACGAGUGAGUGUGGAGAGUUUGGAUGAGGAGCUGGAGAAUCUGAGCAGAAGAAUCAGCCACAUACAAGAGAAUAUUCAGAGCGAUGUUGACCUUCUACAGCAACUCAACACAUUCUUGCAGAGUGCUGCUGUCACUGUUGCUGAAGUUAAUAACAGCAGGGCUGAGCUGCAGAGGGAAGGAGACAAUAUGAUUGAUUUUUUCUGUGAAGACAAAGAAACUUUCAAACUAGAUGAGUGUUUUAACAUUUUCCAACACUUCUGCUCCAAGUUCAGAAAAGCUGUACAGGACAAUGUGGAGCGAGAAAUGAGGGCGGAGUCUCGACUGAAGCGUUUAAAGGAUCUGGAGGUGAAGCGCGGUUCAUGGGCAGGACUUGAUAAACUGGGUGGAGUGUUUGGCUCUCGGUGCAGGAGUGAGACUGACGUGCAGGCAGCUCUGAAGAGAGAAGGGCUUUUAGGUCUUCUCAGGCCCCACCCCAUCAGCCCCCAGAGUCCUCUGGGGCAGCUUGGGAGCCUCCGUCGCUCACGGCAACAGCUCAGCGAUGGCAACACUGACCAUACUGAGUCAGACACACAAACUGUCGCACGUUCGCCAGAGAUGACUAUUCAAGUGGAAACACACACGCUGGUGCCGGCUCUGCAAGCCUUCAACUUUGAUCCCUUACCUGAUCGUCACCAUGGCAACACCCCCACUCUAGAAUAUGACCUCCAGGAACCCAACCAGGCUAACCUUAAUGUGACAGAGAAUGAGGUGAAUCCUGAAAUUGAGAGCAGGGGAGGCUGUGAGGAACCCCAGAACCCUGUUGAAAAACCCACAGCAACUACAGAUGGGUCAGAGAUGAAUGUCAGCCCCAAACAAUCAGAGAAGCCAGAUGAGGAAGAACACACCUUGGCAUGCAGCAACUCUCCCCCUGCCUCACCUACUGAAUUCCUCACUGACCAAUCAGCAUUAAAUUCAAUGAGGGAUUCCAUAGAGUCCACCAAUCACACGUCAGAACCUAAACCCACACAUCAGUUAUCAUUAGAAUCUAGCAAUGAGGCACCUGGAUCUUACAUCACCACCAGCACUGAAGGAGAAGAGAAACCUUUGAGACAGUCUGCAAGUCCAGAAGAUAGAAGGUUACCUAGCAAAACAUCCGGAAGAGCACCUAAAACAAUGUCCACCCCCAAACCAGCUGUAGUCCUACCAAAAUCUUCUUCUUCUAAACCUUCAUCAUCCACUAAGACCCGUCCUCUUCAUCCUGUGCGGACUCUCAACCCUUCUGAGACUCAGAGCAUGAGGAAGGUCAUUCCUCUCAGCCGAAACCCACAGGUCUCUAGAGCCUCGGCAGUCCAUAUCCCCUCCAACACCCCACCAGCUCAAAGGACAUCCCUGCGGAGGUCAUCUGAGCACAGGUCAUCUAUGCAGAGGUCAUCCCUGAAGUCAUCUGAGCAGAGAUCAUUUGUGACAUCAUCUGAGCAAAGCUCAUCUGUAAAGUCAUCUGAGCAGAGAUCAUCUGUAAAGUCAUCUGAGCAGAGGCCAUCUGUAAAGUCAUCUGAGCAGAGGUCAUCCAUGCAGAAGUCAUCCAUGAAAAAGGCAUCCAUGCAAAGGUCAUCUGUGAAGAAGGCCAUGGUUCAGCAGAAAUCUCCACCGGAGGAGAAGAUGUGUCGCUCCACACUGCGCGCUCUCGCUCAGGCUGGGGGCAAUGUAGCUCCACCCACCCAACAAAACUCCACCCACAGCCAUGCCCCCCACUUCGCUCAGGGCACUGUGGCCUCCGCAACACGCAGCGCUGCUGUCACCCCUGGCAACCUACCUGUCAAGCAUGGCACCUUAGCAACCACAUCAAAAGGACCUUCACUGAAUCGUGCAACGUCCCUCAGACUGGCACAAAGUGGAGUGACCUCACCAAGUAAAGUGAUCCUACCAAGCAUGCCCACUAGAGCCAAAAGUGUUCGGCUGACACCUUCUGCUGGCCACGUCAAAAAGAACACUGCUAGUCCCUUUGAUAAAUCAGCCUUUUCCCGAGACUCUCAGGACAAGCCCCACAGACCUGCCUGGAGAUAAGGGAGAGCUUAUACAGGUCAGGCUAGGAUUAUUCCAUGAGUUUGAUGGGUGCCUGUCCAGAUGCCCAAGCCACUAAGUGGGCCCAUCUGAAUAAUUAUUACCAAAUAGCUUCUCAGGUCAUACAGGCCUCAUACAUAGCUGUAUUGUAAUUAAAUUCAGUAACACUACACAAAACAGUGCUUGGUAAAUUAUGGCAUUAGGCAGCAUAGGCAUGAUUUAUGCUAAGCAUGUUGGAGACAUGUUCCCACCACUUAUUGAAAUGUCCAGUUUUGUCUGACACUGAGACUUGACACACACUGUCCUUGAUAGAGUUGUCAGCAGAAAAUCUUUCUAAUGUCUCUAUGACCCUGCAGAAAUAGAUCUCUGGUGGUUACAGAUUGUUAAAUUGACGUGACAAAACUGACACAUAUAGCAGGGUCACCACUAGGAACCUGAUUCUCACUGAUCAUGCAACAUUCAUCUUCUGCCAAGCCCUCAUCAUUGUCCCCACCAAACAAGAUUUUUUUCAAAACAAAAUUAUGCUCAUGGUAGUCAGGUUAAAGAUAAUUAUAACAUCAAGUCAAACUAGGCACUUGUUAACUGCUGACAAAAAAUGUAAAGGCAUAGUAAAACAAGUGGAAGCAAUAAGUCAUAAAACAAGAGAACACAGAGCAUACCGGCGAUAAGUUAACAACAUCCUCAAGACCACAUAGAUAACAGUGCUCAGCAGGCUAACAUUAACAUGGAGGUGAAGAGUGCUGUUAGUGGUAGUAGCCUGAUUCCUGGUAAAACUUCACUGGCCUCUCGGUGACUACAACCUGCCACGGCCCUGAGACAAAAGAGCAGCAUUACACCACUGGACACACUCCACCAUGCUUCACAACUUGAAUAAUGUUUUGGUGCUGGAUUGCUGUUUGCAUUGUUUUAUUUUCCACAAUGUAUAUAUUGUGUAUAUUCAUUGGUUCUCAAACCUGUGGUCCUCUGGGAUUCCCAGAUGAUCUGCAUUUUUGCUUCCUCUUUAUGUGUUGCAAGUUAUGUUAGAACAAAAAUCUAGACUGUGUGGAGGUACCUGGGGACCAGUUUGAGAACCGCUGGUGUAUAUUUACAAAAGAGUUGAUUUUCUGUCUUAUUCAAAUUGAUUUUCACAUACUAUUUAUCAAACUUGAGAUGCAACAGUGUUUUCUGAAUAACAGUGGUUUCCUCCACAGAAACCUCCCAUUAACACUCUUAUAGGUCAGUGUUUUUCUUAUGGUGUGGAAAGUACGGAGAGCAAGAGAUGCUUGCAGAUGUCUACUCUACUCAGUAGAGUUCUUUGUUUGAGGAUCUAACAGUGAGUCUUGCACUGAUCUUUGAUGGAUGUCUGAAGUGGAAAGAUUAUAAACAAUAGGCCUAAAUACAAACUACUAUGAAGACAGACAUACUGAUGGAGGUCCAAAUUUUAGAAAUUGUUUUGUAAGUUUUUCCCAUUUCAACAACUUUCACUCUACGAACACUGUGUUUGAAGGCCACUGGGUCAUACUGUACUUGGAUAAUAAGUAAGAACAUUGUGUAAUUUUUAUACAGCAGGUCAAACCCAUGUAUUUGAGCAUCUGGCCCCUCUCAUACUCCUUAAGUCAUUGUGUCCUAAAUGUUCAUAAACAUUUUCUAUCAGUAAAA
This is a messenger RNA of Colossoma macropomum (tambaqui), 5060 nucleotides long. RefSeq names its product FH2 domain-containing protein 1-like. The coding region runs from base 384 to 3425 and encodes 1013 amino acids. The record is from RefSeq and is a predicted model, not a curated record. The transcript has 13 exons. NCBI's taxonomy places the organism in Eukaryota, Metazoa, Chordata, Actinopteri, Characiformes, Serrasalmidae.